Molecule: messenger RNA, 6005 nt
Organism: Salvelinus fontinalis (brook trout)
Lineage: Eukaryota; Metazoa; Chordata; Actinopteri; Salmoniformes; Salmonidae
Gene: scd
Product: stearoyl-CoA desaturase (delta-9-desaturase)
Exons: 6
Coding region: 213-1220 (335 amino acids)
Biological process (GO): unsaturated fatty acid biosynthetic process; response to fatty acid
Cellular component (GO): endoplasmic reticulum membrane
Molecular function (GO): palmitoyl-CoA 9-desaturase activity; stearoyl-CoA 9-desaturase activity; iron ion binding
Source: RefSeq, a predicted model, not a curated record
ACAGUCUCGCAAAUAUCUUCUCCAAACCCGUAGCACCUAGCAAGGUAAACCGCUUCAGCAACACUGUAAGUUAGGUCAUCACAGUGCCAGAUAUUAUUUUCAAUUCAGUGCCCAUUUAACACCAUUUGAAACUUGGUUCUGGCAUAUUUGUUCGCAUCAAUCAACACAAGUAGUCUUCAUAAGUUUCAUUCAUCAACAAAAUCACAGCGAAGAUGACUGACACAGAGAUAGAGGGUCCGGGGAGACACGGGAACGGUGAUGUGCUCGCAGAAUCGGCGACAAAAAGAGAUGAUGUGUUUGAUGAAACGUACAAAGAGAAAGAAGGUCCUAAACCUUCAAUGAUAAUCGUGUGGAAAAAUAUCAUAUUGAUGACUUUCUUGCACAUUGGAGCCGUGUACGGCAUCUCCCUCGUCCCAUCUGCUCAUGUUUUGACCUGGGCUUGGUCUGUGUUUUGCUUUUUAACAAGUGCUUUAGGAGUGACUGCGGGGGCUCACCGGCUAUGGAGCCACAGGUCCUACAAGGCCUCGUUACCUCUCAGAAUCUUUCUUGCCACUGCCAACUCCAUGGCCUUUCAGAAUGACAUCUAUGAAUGGGCUCGGGACCACAGAGUUCACCACAAGUUUUCAGAGACCGAUGCCGACCCCCACAACGCCGUCCGAGGGUUCUUCUUCGCCCACAUCGGUUGGCUCCUGGUGCGUAAACACCCGGACGUCAUUGAGAAGGGGAAGAAGCUGGAGCUCAGUGACUUGAAGGCUGACAAAGUUGUCAUGUUCCAGAGGAAGUAUUACAAGAUGUCAGUGGUGCUGAUGUGCUUCUUCAUCCCCAUGUUUGUUCCUUGGUGCCUGUGGGGAGAGAGCCUGUGGUUGGGCUACUUCGUGCCAGGUCUCCUGAGAUACACCCUGGUACUGAACGCUACCUGGCUGGUCAACAGUGCUGCCCACAUGUGGGGCAACCGGCCCUACGACACCAACAUCAACCCCAGAGAGAACAAGUUUGUCACCCUUAGUGCCAUAGGUGAAGGAUUCCAUAACUAUCACCACACAUUUCCUUAUGAUUAUGCAUCGAGUGAGUUUGGCUGCAACCUGAACCUGACCACCUGUUUCAUCGACUUGAUGUGUUUCCUCGGCCUGGCAAAGGACCGCAAGAGAGUGUCCCCUGAACUAGUGCUGGCCCGGGCUCAGCGCACUGGGGACGGAAGCACCCGGAACCGGAGUGGCUAGGAGUUUUUCCCCCAAUCUCAAAAAAGCUCCAAAACAAAACCAAUGUAAAAGAAAAUAUAUAUAAAACCGACAAAAGUUUUAGUUUGCAGUGUAAUUUUGAGAGAUGCUUCUCUAAUCUUGUAGCUACAGUCAAAGCUUCACUCUUCUCCUUUGUGAGCGAUACAUUUCCUCAAAAGUUCUUAAAGAUUCAUGUUCGCUUUUAAAAUAGGGACUUUAAUCACCUCAUGUUCUACUGUUUCAUUUCAACUUCGCUUCAGCAAAUAGUCUGUUGUGUGAAAUGGUACAAAUCUGUCUGUUGCCAAAGCUGGUAUGCUGCCAUUGGUCAAGCCUUCCUCAGUAGGCUGGAGGAGGUUUUCCUGAGCUGUGAAUGCUUCUUCUGCUGCAAUGAUACAUUGAUGUUGCAUAGGCAAUCAAUCCAGAGUUUCUUAAACUGCAGUCAAGUAUUAAAGGAGAGAUUUGAAAAAUAAGAAAGCUUUAAAAAAAAAUAUAAGAAACAUUUUAAACUUGUUGUUGUGACACCUUUAAAUCUCCAUCUUGAAGUGAAGCUGUCUGUCGUGUCCAUAGCUUUCAUGUAAUGUGAGUCAUGUAAGCAAAACAGAUACUUUUCUAGUCUUCAAGUAACUGUCCAGUGAAAAUAUAUAUUUUAAAGUUCAUAUUCUGUUUACUCAUACCCAAAUAAUGUUGCGGACUCGUCCUAUACUUGUAUUUGUGACCAAAGCAUAAAUUGUAAUGAAGAAAAAAACACUUCAAAAACCACACUUCAAACUUGUAUCUCAAACAGACGGUUUAAAAAAUGCUUGCUAUUUCCUCGUAGAGGAUGAUGUUCUGGCCAAUCAGCGGUCUACUCGCGUUAAUACUUUUAAUGACCGGUAUAUACGGCCACCAUUCCGAGGAUGAUGUUCUGGCCAAUCAGCGGUCGACUCGCGUUAAUAUUUUUAAGGACCGGUAUAUACGGCCACACCAUUCCAACACAGAAAAGCUGCUUUUUAACAGACUUAAUUAUUAUUUUUUUAAAUAGGAAGGAAAACUAUUUUACUCAUAUUAUAAUUAAUUACAAGUCACAUUUCAUAAAAAUCUGGAAACAGUGGACAGUUACUUUAAUACUCAAUGAUUACUGGAUAUUAAUAAAGGAAUAGAGUCCUGAAACGUGGAAAACCAUGUUCCAUUUCAUAGAGUAUAUGAGAUUUAUUAGGUUUCAACUGACUUGGUUCUUAUUCAACAUUGUUACAGUUUACAGCAAAGUGUUUAAAUUAUACAGAAGGACUCUUUAGUUUAUUGAGAGGGGUCACAGUGGAACUGAAUAAAGCACAGAUAUGACGGUACUGUCACAAAAAGAGAUUAGAGAUUUUAUACAUUUUAGAAAACAAAUUAAGAAUACAUGCUUUCCCCUCCCUAGAUUUUCAACCAGGUUAGAGCUAAAAAUAUAUAUAUAGUAAAAUAUAUUUUUGAAUGUGCUGUUUCUUAUAGAAGCAGGGCUGACUAACCACAUCUGGGGCCCUAGGCAAGAGUAUCUUGAAGCCCCCUCCCCUCAUGGCAGUGGAGCAAGACAUUUUUAAAGCUAACUUCCUGCAGUUGUACACAUUUUGCCAUGGGGCAGAGAUAAAAAUGUACCGUUUUAAAGCUAAUGGCUCAGUUGGUAAUCCGGCCAUGAAUAUUAAACAGUUCUCUGCCUAUGCCAUGCUACUGUAGGCUGUGUGUACCUUUUUGCAAGAUAUUUGUAGUCUACAGCACUUUUUAAUUUAAUUGACAAAAAGACAACUCAGUAAAAAAUUAUUAGUUGAUAAUAGUUAAAGGUGAAUGUAAAAUGUAGUUGUUAGGAUUAAGGCCAUAAAAUCUACUUCUGAAUCCCUGAAGAGGGACCUGCAGUAUUUCUUUUUAACCUUUAUUUAACUAGGCAAGACAGUUAAGAACAAAUUCUUAUUUUCAGUGACGGCCUAGUGGGUUAACUGCCUUGUUCAGGGGCAGAACGACGGAGUUGUACCUUGUCAGCUCGGGGAUUUGAUCUAGCAACCUUUCAGAUACUGGCCCAACGUUCUAACCACUAGGCUCCCUGCCCCAGUAUCCCCAGUAUCAUAACAUUUAACUUAUUGAUAACACGGUUAUAUAAGGAGCUAAUCCACAUUUAGUUUAAAACAUUCACCAACUACUAUACGGUACAUUUCUUCCAUACCUUCCUCUCUGCCAUAACAUGAAAAUGUCGGUUGAUUUUCUCGUAAUAUUUGAUAAUAAAUCUAACUGCCAAAAUAAUAACACUUGAGUAAAUGAGGGAUACAAAGUGUAUUGAAGCAGGUGCUUCCACACAGGUGUGGUUUCCUGAGUUAAUUAAGCAAUUAACAUCUCAUUAUGCUUAGGGUCAUGCAUAAAAAUGCUGGGCAGGCCAUUAUUAUGGUUACCAUGGCUAUGUCCCCAUAGUAUGACAAUGCCCCCAUCCACAGGGCACGAGUGUUUUGAUGAGCAUGAAAACGAUGUAAACCAUAUACCAUGGCCGUCUCAGUCACCAGAUCUCAACCCAAUUGAACACUUAUGGGAGAUUCGGGAAGCGGCACCUCGUUUUACACCACCGCCAACAAAACACCAACUGGUGGAAUUUCUCCUGGAAGAAGGGUGUCGCAUCCCUCCAACAGAGUUCCAGACACUUGUAGAAUCUAUGCCAAGGGGGAAGCUGUUCUGGCUCGUGGUGGGCCAGCGUCCUAUUAAGACGAUGUUGGUGUUGCUUUUAUUCAGUCAGUUACCUCUAUGUACCCAUAAUGUGCCGUUGGUUGGACAUGUCUAGUGCAGCCAUACCAUAGAGUCAUUAUUACCCCCUUGUAGCUGGAUAAUGCUGUUUAGCAAGCUCCUUAGGUCAUAAGAUUGUACAAGAUUUUUAAACGUUUUCAGACAUUUAGCAGACGCUCUUAUCCAGAGCAACUUACAGGAGCAAUUAGGGUUAAGUGCCUUGCUCAAGGGCACAGAGGCAUAUAUUUCUUUCGCCUAGUCGGGACUGGGAUUUGAACCAUUGACCUUUCGGUUACUGGGCCAACGCUUAAAAGUGUGGUCUUUGUCAUCACCUAAACAACUGCCCUGAUUUCCCUGACACUAGCUAAAUAAAGUCAAUUAGUUGUUACCUGAGACAGUCGUAUAGCAUGCAAAAGAUAACAUUGACAGGAAGGCAUUCUUGGUGAUGUGUAUUCCUCAGUGAGGUAGUAACACAUGCAGUAAGCCCAGGUGUUAUUUGGUCAAUAGAAGAACCUUUGGAUGUUCUACAGAGGCUCAGAUUGUGACUUAGGAGAUUGUUCAGUAGGGGAGUUACUUUUCAUUCAACUUGAUUCUGUUUGUAUGUUAACUUGACAAAAAUGUUCUGUAUGCAUUUAUUGUGUAUCUUUUGCCAUUGUGGUUUUCAUUUACUGAAAGAAAAUGGCAUGAAAAUGUAUUGCUUUUAGUACUUUUUUCCUUUGGCAAUUGCACAGGACUUCUAAAAUGGACAGAAUUAUUUGAGCACCUUUUUAAUCGAUUUUAAAGGUCGAAUGCAGCUAUUUUUAUCGCAAUAUCUAUCAUUUUUGGGUAACAAUUGAGUACCUUAAUGUGAUUGUUUUCAAUUAAAAUGGUCAAAAAGAAACAACAAAAAUAGCUUUGUAGCAAAGAGACAUUUCUCAAGGAAAUGUUUAGCUAGAAUUGUCUGGAAGUGGUCUGAGUGGGGAGGGGAAAGUGAAAACUAGCUGUUAUUGGCAGAGAGGUUUGGAACUCUCUUUCUUAUUGGUCUAUUAACAAAUCAUUUACUACAUGGUGAUGUCACCAUGUAAGGCCAAAACUCCCUCUCACCAAAACAGGCUGAAAUUUCAGGCAGUCUUUUCAAACAGCUCUUACACUAAAAGGAAAUAUAUAUGUAAAACACAGGAAAUCACGUUGUUGACCGUACCGGACCUUUAAAAAGACUGAGUCAGGAUACUCUACUACUGCCCAAUGCCUUAUGACUACUUCAAUCCAUUCCUGAUCCUUUCUGUGUUCACAUCCCAUUUAGUUUUGUUAAAAACAGCCAAAGUGAAAGGCAGAAAUUACAUGUACCACAAUGCAGAUCUAAGUGUUUUAGUUCCAUCAGAUAUGAAUAAAUUGGUGGUUUACUGUAUUUAAUGUACUUUAGUGGACAAUGGCCGAGUCCGAUAGACGUGCCAACCUGAAGGAGGGAUACAGAGACAGGACAUGGCAUCUGCAUGGAACUUUUGAACAAAAAGGGGCUUUAAUGUCUGGUCCCAGUUCCAGAUCGGUGUGUGCUGUAUAUUAAAACAGCUGUAGGAGUUGGCUAUACAGCGCACAUUGAUCUGGGAACAGGAUACUUUAAUGUGAAAUGCUAGUGAGAACUAAUCGUAGAGUUUACUGAACUCUGAAUUAUUACAAGUCAUUCAAAUACUUCUCUUGCUGUAUUAUACAACGAUCCCAAAAUAAAUAUUGUUAAUUCUGUCCUGUUGAGGGAAGCAAAACUGUUAUCAUUCUUAUGUUCUGGUAUAUGUAAAAUGUGAAAUAUAUUCUGAAGUAAAAUUCAGAGAUAUUUUCAAUAAAUGUAUAAUUAAAUGAAUUGUUGUUGCUCUACUGUUUGCAGUGCAGUUAUUUUUCCAGUAUUCUUGAAAUGCCUUAGCAACAGUCUGACACAUUUUGCGAGGAAUGUUGUAAUGCACUGUAAACAGAAGAUUUUCUACAGGUGGGAAAUAUACUGUGUUGAAGAUACUGUAUGUUCCUGUAUUUAAAUGCCACAUUGAUAUGAAUUAAUAUAUUGUUCAAAUGCCCAGUCAAAUAAAAAUACAUUGUACCUUU